This is a messenger RNA of Haliotis rubra (blacklip abalone), 868 nucleotides long. RefSeq lists its product as uncharacterized. The transcript has 5 exons. The record is from RefSeq and is a predicted model, not a curated record. Lineage: Eukaryota; Metazoa; Mollusca; Gastropoda; Lepetellida; Haliotidae. Bases 77 to 532 code for a protein of 151 amino acids.
UAUCCCGGCCGUAUUGCCGGAGGUGUGAGAACGUCAGGGACAAACAGCUGCUGGACCUGCCAGUGAAGGCAACAACAUGGCGAACGUCUUCACCAAGAAAUACCACCGUCCCCGGACAACUACCCUGAGGGACUUUGGGGGUCAGGAUCUCUCACGGGGCGUCGCCCUACCUGAGAUCCGCUCCCCAUGCCGCAUAUCCAGCCCGCGCUCAGUAUCGGUGUACACCAUUUGGAACCCAAACUUUUACCGCCAUUCACAAGCAAAACCUGACAUGUUUAAUAUUCUCAGGUGGGAGAAUUUCAGCUGUGGUCCUGUUGUGAUUUCGCCCAAAGAAAGAGGGAAGCCCCCGAAUAUCAUCUACACCGAGACGACAAUAUCCCGCGUCAGCUACAAGGACCCUAAGCGUUACACCAACCUCCAGGCCAACAUGAAGACCACCAGAUAUGGCUACUCGCCUCAGUCUAAGCCAAUCCGAGGAAUUGUCCCCAGUGUGAAGCCCCGGGAGUACAAGCCAGCGACUGGGAUCGAGUAGAGAAGAGGCAUCCUAGUUUUAAUUCUAUACCUAAAAAUAAUAUAUUUAAUUCAAGCAAAAUAUCUGUCUCUAUGUACAGUCCACAGAUAAUCUUCUUGGGUUGUUUACUCAUGAACCAUUAAAGUAUAAUACAGAGUUUACUCAUACUUUGCUAAUGUAGAAGGAUUUUUGUUCAAGAUACAUUUGAUAAACUUGAUGAUUUUGUCCUCUGCCAAUUAUGUCCAGUGUUCUUAGUGGAUUGAAUUAUACAUUUUAAGUUCAGUUUUAAAAGUAUUUCACUUUAACCAGUUAACGACUAAAUCAAUGGUAUGUGUAAUGUAUUUAGUGGAAGAAGAG